AAUUAAGAAUGCCAGGAAUGCCACCGACUCGCACCGAACCGUCAGUGUAUAAACCGUAAACUAAUAUAAACGGAUUGACAUAUCGGUGAAUUUAUGAAUUUUGAGAAUGGCAGUGAAAGAGAAACAAACGGAUGCUUCCACCGAUGAAGUAGAAUGGAAUGUUGAAAAUGAAAUUCAAUUAUUCUUUGCUAUGAACGGGCAUAAACCCGUUGGCAUUAACAAGUAUUUUCACAUGGUCUGUAUAUGGGAAAAAUUUCGCGUUGCCGUUCACAAGGAUGUGUCAUUGAAAUCCAUUUGGGAGCAUUUGGAAUCGAUGUACGAUCUGAUGGCUCUGGAUGACAUGGAGGACCCACCGUUCCCUAAUCAAGAAAUAGAUUUCUGUUUGCCAGAGCAAGAUUUUGGUGGAUUACUCAAAUCAAAAAAAAGAGAUGAAUCAGAUAUUAAGUUGAAAGAACAAAGGGACAAGUAUAAAGAGAUUAAAAAAGAUAAAGAUGUAAAAGAUCCUGCGAAGAAGGAUACAGUCCUUCGCGAUCUGAAAGGGAGUAAAGAUAUUGACAAAAAAAAGGAAGAAUAUAAAAAGUUUGUCAAAGACAUCGAGAUAAAGAAGGACAAGCUUAGAGAUGUUAAAGAUGUCAGGAAGGAUUACAAGUCUUCCAAAGGGCGGUCAAAAGGGAAAGAUGAUUUGGAAGAAGCAUCGAAUGACAAGAAGGAACGCAGGGAUUCUGAUUCUGGCCGUGAGAGCUUGAAAAGGGGACCGAAACGACCGACCAGGCAAAGUAUGGACAGUACCUCCAAAACAUCUUCUAGUCCACGCGAUACACCCCCGCCAAAACGUAGAAGAAUAUAACAAUUAUAAAAAGUUCUUAACAUUCAGAUCACUAGGUCGAUCCUAACAUGAUGGAUGUACAUACAUCUCACAGCUCAUGAAAUGUCCUAUGAUUUAUAUGCAAAAUGUGAAUAUUUUUUUGUACAUGAAUCGUUCAAGUAUUUCUAAGAAACAUGUUUUAUAAAAUAUUGUUACAUUACUGCUGUAAAUACAACAAAGAUGUAAUCUAA
Molecule: messenger RNA, 1056 nt
Organism: Ceratina calcarata
Lineage: Eukaryota; Metazoa; Arthropoda; Insecta; Hymenoptera; Apidae
Gene: MrgBP
Product: MRG/MORF4L binding protein
Exons: 4
Coding region: 107-847 (246 amino acids)
Biological process (GO): regulation of transcription by RNA polymerase II
Cellular component (GO): NuA4 histone acetyltransferase complex; nucleus
Source: RefSeq, a predicted model, not a curated record